GUCACGCCCCCCCCCCCCCCGUGACGUCACGGCCCAGGGCUCCUCGGGGCCCGUUCGCCGCCGCCGAGCUCGCAGGCCCCCCCAUGGCGCUCCGCCUCGCCGCCCGGUUCCGGCGCCCGGCCCUGAGCGGCGUCCGCUGGGGGGGCUCGGCCCCCCCCACGCGUGCUGCCUUCGACUGGCGGGACCCGCUGGGGCUGGAGGAGCUGCUGGGCCCCGAGGAGCGGCUGCUGCGCGACGCCGCCCGCCGCUACAGCCAGGAGCGCCUGGCCCCCCGCGUGCUGCUCGCCAACCGGCACGAGGUCUUUGACCGGGAGAUCGUGACUGAGAUGGGAGCCCUGGGGCUGCUGGGCCCCACCAUCCAAGGUUACGGCUGCGCCGGGACCACCUCGGUGGGCUACGGGCUGGUGGCGCGGGAGCUGGAGCGGGUGGACAGCGCGUACCGCUCGGUGCUGAGCGUGCAGUCCUCCCUCGUCAUGCACCCCAUCCUCACCUACGGCACCCCCGCCCAGCGCGACCGCUUCCUGCCCGCCCUGGCGCGGGGGGAGCUGCUGGGCUGCUUCGGGCUGACCGAGCCCAACCACGGCAGCGACCCCGGGGGCAUGGAGACGCGGGCGCGCUACGACGCCGCCACCAAGAGCUACCGCCUGCGCGGCUCCAAGACGUGGAUCACCAACGCGCCGGUGGCCGACGUGUGCGUGGUGUGGGCGGUGUGCGAGGAGGACGGGCAGAUCCGGGGCUUCCUGCUGGAGCGGGGCAUGGGGGGGCUCAGCACCCCCAAAAUCGACGGCAAGUUCUCACUGCGCGCCUCCGCCACCGGCAUGAUCCUGAUGGACGACGUCGAGGUGCCCGAGGAGAACCUGCUGCCCCACGCCACCGGCCUGGCCGGUCCCUUUGGGUGCCUGACCCACGCUCGCUACGGCAUCGCCUGGGGCGCGCUGGGCGCCGCCGAGGCGUGCCUGGAGACGGCGCGGCAGUACGUCCUCGACAGGAGGCAGUUCGGGGCGCCCCUGGCCCGUAACCAGCUGGUGCAGAAGAAGCUGGCGGACAUGGUGACCGAGAUCGCCCUGGGGCUGCAGGCCUGCCUGCGGCUCGGCCGCCUCAAGGACGAGGGCAGGGCGGCCCCCGAGCUGGUGUCGAUGCUGAAGCGCAACUCGUGCGGCAAGGCGCUGGACGUCGCCCGGCAGGCGCGCGACAUGCUGGGGGGCAACGGGGUGAGCGACGAGUACCACGUCAUCCGCCACCUCCUGAACCUCGAGGCCGUCAACACCUACGAAGGCACGCACGACAUCCACGCGCUGAUCCUGGGCAGAGCCAUCACGGGGCUCCAGGCCUUCACCGCCGGCAAGGCAGAGAGGCGCGGCUAGGCGCCGCGCUGCCGCCGGGCGUUGUGGUGCGGCCGGCGACUCGGGCUCGCCGCGCGGAGGGGCUCAGGGCGCCGCUCAGGGUGCUGCGCCGCUCGGGCCCGGUGGCGCCGACGGGACCCGGCGUCGCCGCCCGGCCCCGGCAGCCCGGUUCUACCUCGGUGACCCCCCCCCCCCCCCCCGGUGCCUUCCCCCUCCGUGCGGCGCCGCCGGCCACCCCAAUAAAGGCUGGAGAAGC
Molecule: messenger RNA, 1599 nt
Organism: Cygnus olor (mute swan)
Lineage: Eukaryota; Metazoa; Chordata; Aves; Anseriformes; Anatidae
Gene: GCDH
Product: glutaryl-CoA dehydrogenase
Exons: 11
Coding region: 84-1364 (426 amino acids)
Biological process (GO): fatty-acyl-CoA biosynthetic process; fatty acid beta-oxidation using acyl-CoA dehydrogenase
Cellular component (GO): mitochondrial inner membrane
Molecular function (GO): flavin adenine dinucleotide binding; glutaryl-CoA dehydrogenase activity; fatty-acyl-CoA binding
Source: RefSeq, a predicted model, not a curated record